UGACUGAGCAGGCCAAAGAACAGGAAUGGCUAUUAAAAACAUUUGAGACGUUGAGAGGAGCACAGUACGUCUUACACAGUGUUGCGCACCGCCUCUCUUUAAACAAAGCGAUUGUAACGGCAAAAUGAAUUUCGCUUUCUUCCUUGGGUGCGCACUUUUCGCUCUGGUCACUGGCAAGCCGUGCGACCCUUUGAGUGCCGAACAUGAGGAGCUUAUCCUCUCCUUCAACAAGAAACUUCUGCUCUUCCUGGAGGACCAGAGCACACUCCCUAAUCCCAGCGUGCACCUGGCCCUGCGCCUGUCCACAUACCACAACCUGGGCAUGGAGAGUGCUCACCUAGUCCGGCUGAAGACAGACCUGCAUGAUAACCUUGAGAGCCUUCUCACCAAGCAUCAGCCUGUGACGGGGCUGCUAGCUCUCUACGUCUUGGCCCUGAGGGCCUCCUGCACUGACCUCAGUAGCCUGAAAAUCAACCAGGAACCCAUACUUGUCCAGCUGAAGAGACAGAUGGAACUGGAGAAAGACCACAUUAGUGCCAGCCACCGUCCGCUGACAAACUACUACCAGUACUCUCUGGGCGUGCUGGCUCUCUGUGCAAGUGGUGUGCGGGUCAGCUCACACGUGAGCCACAAGCUCGUCCGAGCCGUUGAACAGGGAAAGAUCAAGCACGGUGAAUCUGAAUGCAUCGACACGCUUGCCAUGGCAGGGAUGGCCUUGCAAUGCCACAAGGAGUUCGCCUCAGCACAGGACAUGGCUCAGCUCGAGCAGGCUCUGAGCACCAUCAAGCAGAAGCUCUUGGACUCCCAGAGGCCAGACGGUCACAUGGGUAAUGAGUUCAGCACCGGGCUGGCAGUGCAGGCCCUGCUAGCUAUGGGCAGCCAGGUGUCAGAGUGCUCUGCCUCCAUUGAGGCAAUAAGGACUGACAUCAAGAAAGGGACCUACCACAAUCCCAUGGCCAUCUCCCAAACCCUGCCUGCCCUUCAGCAGAAAUCCUACCUGCAUGUCAAGACAAAGGAGUGCAGAGGUGAAGACGACAGCCUGGUUGUGGGACCAAAGCCCACACUUCCAGAACCCUCUAGUCAGGAGGUGUCUCUCCAAGUGGAGGUGAUCACAUCGGAUGGCAGCGCCACCACAUACUCUCUGGAGGUCCCCAAGAGCUCUUCGCUCCUCGACUCCCUGAAGCUCCUCCAGGAGAAGCAAAAUGACUUCACGUUCGAGACAGAGUCCAGCCUGUGGGGACCCUUCCUGAGCGUGGUGAAUAAGGAGCGGGCUCGACAGGCAGACCGCAGCUACUGGCAUCUGUCAUCAGAUGGAGCAUCCCUUACCCAAGGUAUUGGGGAUUAUAAAAUCGAGAAGGCUCAAAAGAUCACCAUCAAAAAGACCAGCUACUGAAAGAAUGUCUCUGCUUAAAGAGUAGUCAAAACAUAUAUUAUGAACAAAGAGAAAUUGCACUUUAAUUAAAAGAAUCUUUAUAAGACAUCCAGGUCAAAACUGUCCUGGGCACUUUGUACUACUGUGAUUGUUUUUUGUAGGAAUAUCAGAUCAAAUACUUAUGCAACAAAAGGACAUGUGACAUCCAUAUGGACAUAAUCAAGCAGUUAUACCUUAUUUUAUAUCAGGCUAUUAAAACAUGAAAGGUCAGUUUGAAGGGAUGGAAUUCACAAAGCUCUGCAGACAUGCUUGUGCAGUUACGUAAUUCCCUGAUGAGUUAGCUAAUUGGAGCUGCUAAUCCACGAAACAUUGAGGAGUGUAGAGGAAUUUUCACCUUGCAAGAGGGUAACUGCCAGAACAGUUCUAUUUCUAACACACUACGCAUUUCUUCUGAUGAGCAUGUAUUUCUUUUGGCAGAAUCAGACUAUCAUCAGUCCUAUUCUGUUUCUUGAUCAUGUUUGUCGUUGGAGAUUUACAGCCGACUCCUUGCAAUAUAUGGCAAAAAUGUGUUUCAUCCUUUAAGUGAAUAAACUUCUAA
This is a messenger RNA of Megalops cyprinoides (Indo-Pacific tarpon), 1970 nucleotides long. It is a transcript of the gene tcn2, whose product is annotated as transcobalamin II. The transcript is spliced from 10 exons. The coding region runs from base 125 to 1393 and encodes 422 amino acids. Lineage: Eukaryota; Metazoa; Chordata; Actinopteri; Elopiformes; Megalopidae. Gene Ontology annotation, molecular function: cobalamin binding. The record is from RefSeq and is a predicted model, not a curated record. Gene Ontology annotation, biological process: cobalamin transport.